AUGCCUAAUCCUGCCGAGAUCUUCGAGCAAUCCAAAGUCUUGUUUCCAUCAUCCGACAUCCCCAUCACCCCUGGAGGGUACACAUUGCCCAAAGGAUCUCAUUCAUUCCCGUUCGCCAUCAGCUUUCCUCUGCUCUCUGCCUGCGACCGAUCCCAGUCCCUCGUGAGACAUCUCGAGACAGCCCUUCCUCCAUCCUUCGAUAGUCACGCUCCUGGCCACCGUGGUUCAGUCAAGAUAGAUUACGUCUUGAAAGCCAAGGUCAAGAGACCGGGCAUAUUUCACUGGGACAUUUCGACGCAACAGGAGCUCUUGUUUAUCCCCUUAGAUCCACCGUUGUCUUCAAUACCUUCUGGUCUAGGGCACGGCACGACGACGUCGAGAGAACUUUAUCUUCAUGACAUUGUUCCCACUCGGCAACUGACGGCAUGUGCACAGCAUUCGGCUUGCCAAGAUCCCAUCCUGCUGCUCGAGGCAAGGCUCCCUUCACCCGCAGUCCUAUACGCGGGUGACAAGAUCCCCAUAAGUCUCUUACUCCACAAGUUCCCCGCCAAGCCGGAUAACACCUUUCCCAUCCAGCUGCGAAGCGUGGCAAUCAGCCUCCAGAGCACGACAACAGUCACUGUCGGCAUUAAUCACACUUCAUGGACAUCAUCCCGAAACCUGUUGCAGCUCACGGACCUGAGAAGAGCUGUGGCCAACUCUCAGGAAAAGGACGUGUUGUCGGAGCUUAACAGCAGUAUGCUGCACAACGUAACCAUUCCGAAAAUCACGCCGAGCUUCACCACCUGCACGGUCCGGCACGAACACUCGCUUGAGGUCACUGGCGGAUUCUCACUUGAGACUCAUGCCAAAUCAAGCUUGGUCAAACUCGUCAUUAACGUCGAGAUACAUUCUGGUGUCGAGCGAGAUCUGGACCGAGUACUGCCGGGCCCUCGCGGGGAAUGCGAAGAAGGCGCUCUAGAUCUGAUUCCUGUCAGACCAGGCUGCUUGAGACAUUUGGGUCCGACGGGGGACAACAAUGCCGCUAUUGCCGGUGACUUUGCCUUGCUUGCGGGUGAAGUCCCGCCGGUCCUCCGCAUUUUGGGCGAGAACGGCAUCCAGGUCAAUGCUCUGCACAACCAUAUGCUGAUUGAUUCCCUUGGUCUAUUUUACGUUCACUUCUGGGCGGUUGAUAACUCGGCGAAGCUGGGACGUGUGCUGCGAGAUGCCCUUGACCAGACUAAUUGCACGAAGGCAAGUGCAUGA
Molecule: messenger RNA, 1245 nt
Organism: Microdochium trichocladiopsis
Lineage: Eukaryota; Fungi; Ascomycota; Sordariomycetes; Xylariales; Microdochiaceae
Exons: 4
Coding region: 1-1245 (414 amino acids)
Source: RefSeq, a predicted model, not a curated record